This is a messenger RNA of Solea solea (common sole), 800 nucleotides long. RefSeq names its product metalloproteinase inhibitor 2-like. Gene Ontology annotation, cellular component: extracellular matrix. The record is from RefSeq and is a predicted model, not a curated record. Gene Ontology annotation, molecular function: metalloendopeptidase inhibitor activity; protease binding. Gene Ontology annotation, biological process: negative regulation of membrane protein ectodomain proteolysis; negative regulation of endopeptidase activity. Lineage: Eukaryota; Metazoa; Chordata; Actinopteri; Pleuronectiformes; Soleidae. The transcript is spliced from 5 exons. The coding region runs from base 112 to 741 and encodes 209 amino acids.
AGUAAAAGUUCGCAGACACCUGCAGGAAUCUCCAGCUCUCUGUGACACCGUAUACAUCCGUGAAUUUGUCCUUUACUCUGUUGAAGCCCGGGGACAGUGACUUAAACAAAGAUGACCUGGACAGUCCACACCUGUCUUAUCACGCUCGCCAUCCUCUGUGUUUGGCAGGCUGAAGUUGCAGAAACAUGCAGCUGCUUAAGGAGACAUCCUCAGGAGCAAUUCUGCAGCGCAGACGUGGUUAUGAAGGCAACCAUAGAUGGAAAGCUCAGGGUUGGAAUAACAAUGCAUGGAAACUUCAGCGCAUUUGGGUACGUCAAACGGCUCAAGACGUUCAAAGGGACGUGCGCUCAAAUUGAUGAAAUCCAUACUGCUUCCUCCUCUGCAGGGUGUGGGGUGAGACUGAAAACUAACACGGAAUAUCUCCUCUCAGGCUCAGUGAGCGGGAUUAGGAUGAAUGUCUACCUCUGCGAUUGGGCCAUGCUGUGGGAUAAGUUGACUGACAGCCAGAGGGAGGGUGUGGUUUACAACUAUGAACAGGGCUGUGGUUGCAAGUUCACUUACUGCUCCACUGCGCCCUGUGCCGCCAGCAGCUCAGCGGAGUGCCUGUGGGGUGAUGAAGCAACAGAGAGGAAGCUCUUUGGAAAGUCAACCAAAGACUAUACUUGUACCAUGAAGAGUGACAAGUCUUGUGCCUGGUGCAAGAAUGGCGAAGAAAAUUGCCUUGACCAUAAAGAUGUUUAACUCAAUGCUACAGAGCAAUGAGAACAAUGAAUGCAAUGAAUAAAGUCAUCUCAGUGCAA